AUGGAUCCUUCUCCUGCCCCACAAACCCCGGAUUUCAUCCUAAGCAUCGUUCCAGACUUUCGCAACUUUGAUCUCACAUGGAAUAGAGAAUGCAUUUAUUUACAAUUUGAAAUCUUUUGCGAUCUUCCCGAUCAUAGUGGUAACAUCGGCAUCAUGGCGGGCCACCUAGUCAAUCGCGCACUUGCAGAAAAAGCAGGAUUUGGGAGAGCGAUGGAAGAUAUAGAUACUGAAUGCAGCUUGACAAUGGCGAGCGUGAUGUUUGAUGAAUAUGGUCAACUGCAGCAAAAAUGGUUCCAAGGGCCUCGGAAGGGUUCGGGCAUUUGGGAUGCUCGUAUAAACAUUGGCAAUUUUCUUAUGAUUGAUUUGAUGAGAGUUGAAGAGCAGUAUCGUCGCAGAGGCUUUGCAAAGUAUUUAGUGUCCGGAUUGCUAUUUAAGAUGAGAGCCUACAGAAUCGACAUCUCAUACGUUUUCACAUAUGUAGGAGAACUGAAAGGAACAGCAAGAAGAGAUGCGAUUGCAUUUUGGAGAGCAAUAGGUUUCAAAAGAAUUGGACUGUCCCACGUAUUCUGUUUUGCUAUGUCAAUGGAUGACAAAUCGAAGAUGCCGGAUGCGGAGAUAGAAGACGCGGAAAGAGAUACAUAUGAUUCCGGCAGUUCAUAUUCCACAGAAUAUGAGUUUUCUUCUCCAGCGCAAAGUCAUGAAGAUGAAUCAUUGCCCCAGUCGCUAACAACUGAGAGAUUGAACGAGCUGGACGAAUCCCAAUUGCCACCCUUUGGUGAAGAGGGUGCAUCGGAACAUUCAAACGGCCCGAGUCCACCUAUCGAUGAAGAAGCUCUAAUGGCGGAGUUGUUCAGCCCAGAUAAUCAGAGUUCACACACUAGUGUCGAAGGGCCAAAUAUGAGCAUGGAAGAUCUAUUGAGGAAUUAUUGUCGGGGAGAUGAUGAAGAAGACAGUGAGGAUAUAUUUCGUUUCUCGCCGUGA
This is a messenger RNA of Botrytis porri, 981 nucleotides long. RefSeq lists its product as uncharacterized. The coding region runs from base 1 to 981 and encodes 326 amino acids. The record is from RefSeq and is a predicted model, not a curated record. The transcript has a single exon. NCBI's taxonomy places the organism in Eukaryota, Fungi, Ascomycota, Leotiomycetes, Helotiales, Sclerotiniaceae.